UGAGUGAGUUGCAUGAAUAUCGUCAUCAGCAUCAGCGCAGCUCGAACUCUCGUGUUGUCCUCCGAAGUCCCCAAAAGCACCAUGACCACGGGCGACGAUACGAACCAAGCGUCUGACGACGCCCGCGAGACAGAAACGUCUACGAGCACUUCGCCCAUUGGGCAAAACGAUCCAUCUAUGCUGCUAACGGCAUUGGUUGUGGUCGUCGCCGGGGGUUUCCUCCUAGUCUACACUGUCAUCACCUUCAAGGAAGACCAGAAAGUUGGCACUAUCAGGGGAGACCCCACAGUCACAGACAAGGAGAGCACCACUGCGCUCCUCAAGGUGAACUUGGGGUGGCAUUCCGCAAAUCUUACCGGGGUCAGUCGAAGUACGACGAAGACUACUCCUAAUGCAACUCAGGCUCUGAACUCCACAACGGCGCCACCUGAGAGUUCUUCCACCGUCAACACGAUGACCGCGGACUCCGACACGGUGUAAUCAACGCCCUCUAUAUUCAAUUGUUUUAUAAUUAUUUGACAAAAAUAUGUAAACAGGUUCCCAGAGUAAGUCAACGUUGUACUAAAGUACUACUAUGUCAUGUA
Messenger RNA from Ornithodoros turicata, 584 nucleotides. RefSeq lists its product as uncharacterized. The coding region runs from base 13 to 480 and encodes 155 amino acids. The record is from RefSeq and is a predicted model, not a curated record. Lineage: Eukaryota; Metazoa; Arthropoda; Arachnida; Ixodida; Argasidae. The transcript has 2 exons.